ACAUUUUCGUUCUCUACGGAAACGGUUUUGCACUCAUGUGCAAGUUUUCAUUUCCUGCGGAAACCGACUUUUGUACUCGCGAGUGGUUUGUUCCAGAGGUUUUCUUGUCUAGUACCACUGUGUUAUUUUCUUUGGGCAGUGUUAACGUACGAAAUUCAAUUUCGAAUUCAGUGCUAGCGCCGUGUUGUGUUUAAGUUUUGGGUAAUAUGCCUGUCGAAGAAAAGGUUUCUGAUGCAGUUAGUAUUAAAGUAGCUCUACGGAUACGUCCUCUAGUUUCAUCAGAAACUGAGAAAGGUUGUCAAACUUGUUUGGAGACAGUUCCUUCUGAGCCUCAGGUUCAGAUAUGUGGUUCAGAGAGAUCAUUUACCUAUAACUAUGUGUUUGGCCCAAAAUCGUCUCAAACAGAAUUUUACAACACGGCUGUGAAGAAUUUAGUUGAGUGCGUUUUCAAAGGUUAUAAUGUAACUAUAUUAGCAUAUGGCCAGACUGGCUCUGGGAAAACAUACUCAAUGGGAACUUGUUAUAAUCCACAUGUGCCAGAAAAUGAAAUGGGUGUCAUACCAAGAGCAAUUAAAGAUAUCUUUCAAGGAAUGGAAAAACGAAAUGACUGGCAGUUCAGAGUAACUGUCUCUUUUAUGGAGCUGUACCAAGAACAACUUUUUGAUCUUUUGGCUCCCAUGCGAUGUGUUGUCGAUAUUAGGGAAGAUGGAAGAACUAUAAAAAUACCUAAUUUGACAGAAGUUCCAGUGACGGACUUCGAAGGCACUGUUGCAGCCCUUGUACAGGGAUCAUCAUGUCGAGCAACUGGAGCGACAGCGAUGAAUGCACAUUCAAGCAGGAGUCAUGCAAUUUUCACCAUAAGCAUUCAUCAACAACAAAGUGACAAUGUGAACACGGCUACAACAUCAAAGUUUCAUUUGGUGGAUUUAGCUGGAUCAGAGAGACCAAAGAAAACUAAAGCUACUGGUGAGAGAUUUAAGGAAGGUGUCAAUAUCAACAAAGGCUUACUGGCACUUGGAAAUGUAAUAUCUGCUUUAGGGGAUGAAACGCAGAAAGGCUUUAUUUCGUAUAGGGAUAGUAAGCUCACAAGACUACUUCAAGAUUCACUUGGCGGCAAUUCGGUGACACUUAUGAUUGCAUGUGUGAGCCCUGCAGAUUACAAUUUGGAUGAAACAAUGAGCACACUCAGGUAUGCAGACAGAGCUCGCAAUAUCAAGAACAAACCAAUUGUUAACCAGGAUCCCAAAUCCGCUGAAUUGUUAAGACUGAAACAGGAGAACCAACAGCUGAGGCUAGAGCUUCUUAGCAAAGGUGGGCCAGGAGUAAGCUCACAAGAGUUCUCUAAAUUAAAGGAAGAAUAUGACAAUGUCAUCAUAAAGAAUCGUAAAUUGACUCAAGCUUUGAAUGAAGCUUUGACUGAGCAGACAAAUUUAGUAGAACGUGCAUUGCUUGCUGAAGUGUCCCGUGACAAAAUGAAAGUGAAACUAUGUGAAUUGCAGACUGAAUAUGGAAAUGCAAUGGAAAGCUUGAAUAACACGGUUGAUCCGAAUACUUGUCCUGCAGCAUUUUAUGAACAGCUAAAGACUCUCAAAGAAUUACAACUAAAAAUUCAAGAGCUUCAGGCAGAUCAGAAGCGAGCUGCUGAAGAAAUUCUUAACCACGAAUUGACAAAUACAGUGGGCACUAACAAUAGUGACACAGAAAAGUGUGCUGAAGCAGACAGUACCUUUGUUGUGAAAACUCUUGAACACCAGGAUGACAUUGACGAACAUCAUGAAGCCUACACAUUGCAUCAAGCAGCUCUCACAAAGGAAUUACAGGAACUGAAUAAAGCUCUUGCUUUGAAGGAGGAACUAGUAACACAAUUAUCAGUUAAUUCGGACCAGAUACUCAAUAUCCGUCAUACAUAUGAAGAUAAUUUGAAAGAACUGGAGCAGCAAGUAGCUGCUCUGCAAAAAGAGAAAGAUGAACUCACGCAAAUUCUAAAAAAUAUGCAAACCAAUAGUAACACAAACAAGAUUGCUGAACAACGCAGGAAGAAACUGCAGGAACUGGAACAUACUAUUUCUGAAUUGAAUAAAAAAAUUAGUGAGCAGACAAAAAUUAUAAAAAUUAAAGAAAAAUCUGAUGAAAAAAUAUCAAAACUUUUCAAUGAAAUUCAGAAUAUGAAGAGUACGAAAGUUCGCCUCAUAAGACAGAUGCGAGCAGAGAAUGAACGCUUCCGUGCCUGGAAACAACAAAAGGAAAAAGAACUUAUACGGCUCAGAGACCAAGAUAGACGUCGCCAAAAUCAGUUGGAGCGUAUGGAACGAUUACACUGUAAACAACAAAAUGUACUUAAACGUAAGGUGGAAGAGGCAGUUGCAAUUAAUAAGAGAUUAAAGGAUGCUUUGGCACUGCAGAAGACAGCACAUGAACGCCGUAAUCAACAUAACUCAUCAGCAAAAGUGCAGCAGUGGAUUGCACAAGAGCUUGAAGUUCUUGUAAGCACAGUUGUUGCAGAGAGAGCAAGAGAGCAGUUGCUAGAGGAUCGCAAUGAACUAUGCAGCCAGCUAUCACAAUUGAAGGAGAAUUUAGAAGAGGAAGGCCUGACAGAUGAGGAAAGGAAAGAAAUCCAUAAUGAAAUCAAGCAACUUGAAGAAGAUGUAAAUCUCAGAAGUGCACAGAUUGCUGACUUGCAGCAGAAGAUUUUGGACUCCGAUCAAGAGAAUAAAGCAAAAACACGGUGGGAUACUCUGCAGACAAUGGGAGAGGCGAAGUAUGCUCUGAAGUAUCUCUUCGACCUUGCUGCUGACAUGAAAAAAGAUUCAACAAAUAAAGAAAGCCGUCUUGAGGAAUUAAUGGCUGCAAAGGUUAAACUUGCUGAACAGUUACAAAACCAUGAGAACAAGCUAAGAACAGUGGAACAAGAACAUAAGAAUGAAUUACUGAAAUUAGAGAAAGAGCAUGCAGAUAAAGUGUUUUUGCUGUUAGGUCAACUGAAAGGAGUUGGGACAGAUGGUAAUAUUGAAUCAGAUUUGAUGCUAAGGCUUGAAAUUCAAGAGCAGGAAAUAAAAAAAAUUGAAGCUUUGCGACAACAGCUGGAGAAAAAAGAAGAAGAAAUAGCUGAUUUAAAAAGUAAAUUAGAAGCUAAAACUAGAAAAAGGAAAACUUUUGGACAAGCUGAUGCAACAUUUGAUUUGGUAGAGGAUUUUGAAUCGGAUCCUGAAGAUGAUGCCACAGUAGAUGACCCAAAUGAUCCAGAUUGGAAGAAGACACCAUUGUUCAAGAGGAUUCAGAGAAUAAAGACGCACAGGAAGGAACAGUUAGAAAUAACCUCAAAGAAGGAAAGCACUGGUGAGAGCCAUGUGAAAUGCCAGUGUCGAGGAAAAUGUGCGAGCAAACAUUGUCGCUGCAAAAAGGCAGGUGACAGUUGCUCUGAAGAUUGCAAGUGUGAUUCCAGUGUCUGUGUUAAUCGUGACCAGCCAAGGAGGUUACUUUUUGACUUCUCCAACUCUUCAGAUGAGAAGGAUGAAACUGUGAGCAGUGGAAAGAGGUCAAGGUUAUCGUCAGAUGAUGAGAUAAGCUCGGAAGCAAAAAAGAGGAAGAGUGUGAGAUUUUUUUCCUCUUUGACACAGGAAUAAGUGUGUUCAUACUGGACUUUUUACAUUUGUAUAUAAAUUCUUUAAAUCUUACUUUUUGUAGCUGUAAAAUAAUGACUGAAUACCACGCUUGUACAUAAACUGCCUUAUUUUACCUUUUUUUAUCUUUUUAUAUGUCCUAGAUGUACAAACAGUGUGAUGUGUGGAACACAGAAAUAAAAUGAUGGAAGGGUUGGAGAUGUUCUUCAUCUAUGAUGAUGUAGGAAUGUUGGAAUUCGUAGUAGAGUUUUACACGUGUAUAGGGCAAUUUAAAUUAUCUUAAUACUGUAACAUAAUGACCAUCACUGACUGAAAGCAACUUUUGUAAAUAAAUUAUUUUAUAUUUUGCAUGUGACGUAAUAAAAUUUCUUUUAUAAA
Molecule: messenger RNA, 3998 nt
Organism: Schistocerca gregaria
Lineage: Eukaryota; Metazoa; Arthropoda; Insecta; Orthoptera; Acrididae
Gene: Klp3A
Product: chromosome-associated kinesin KIF4
Exons: 19
Coding region: 207-3623 (1138 amino acids)
Biological process (GO): microtubule-based movement; mitotic spindle organization
Molecular function (GO): microtubule binding; ATP binding; microtubule motor activity
Source: RefSeq, a predicted model, not a curated record